Trichophyton verrucosum HKI 0517 is the source of this 1194-nucleotide messenger RNA. RefSeq lists its product as uncharacterized. Lineage: Eukaryota; Fungi; Ascomycota; Eurotiomycetes; Onygenales; Arthrodermataceae. The coding region runs from base 1 to 1194 and encodes 397 amino acids. Gene Ontology annotation, biological process: proteolysis. The record is from RefSeq and is a predicted model, not a curated record. The transcript is spliced from 3 exons. Gene Ontology annotation, molecular function: serine-type endopeptidase activity.
AUGUCUAUCUUCAAGAUGAUGUUGAUCUACUUCGCCAUCUUAUGGGUUGUUAAUGCAGCCCAGCUACUUGAUAUCGACCCCCAAGGCGUCAUCCCAGGCGCGUACAUCGUUGUCAUGAAGGACCGUGUCUCUUCUCUUGAAUUUUCCUCUCAUGUCCGCUGGCUGAAGAGAACUCAUCGUCGAAACCUGGCCAAGCGUGCUAUUCCCUUUACUGAAGGUCUCAGUGCCACCUGGGACAUUGCUGGAUGGCAGGCCUAUAGCGGUAGCUUUGACGAAGACACCGUCCAGGAGAUCCUCAACCACGAGAACGUCGAGUUCGUUGAGCCAAACAAAGAGAUGCAAGUUGCCUCUACUAUCAAGCAAGGAAAUGUCACUUGGGGGCUUUCCCGUAUCUCUCACAAGGAGAACUCCAGCCAUGACUACGUGUCUACCUAUGGAGAGGGCGAGAAUAUUACCUUCUACGGGAUUGACAGUGGUAUUGACAUCAAUCAAGCUGACUUCACUGGCCGUGCCCGCUGGGGUAUCAAUCUCGCUGACCAUGUAGAUACCGACUGUAACGGCCACGGGACUCAUACUGCAGGCACUGUUGCAGGCCAGAAGUUUGGUAUACUCAAGAAAGCGUCCAUCGUUUCCAUCAAGAUUCUUGACUGCUAUGGCUAUGGUGAUAUAACCAGAUACAUCAACGGACUCAACUGGGCUAUCAACGAUGCCAAAGAACGCGGCCUCCUUGGCAAGUCUGUCAUGAAUAUAAGCCUCAAAACAGGACGCUCUAGAGCUGUGAACGAGGCUACAGUACGUGCACAGGAAGCGGGGAUUUUUAUCGCUGUUGCUGCUGGUAACCAAGCUACGAGCGCCGAGUUCUAUUCACCUGGCUCAGCCCCUGAAGUCUGUACGGUGGGUGCAAGUACCAGAAAUGACACCAAAGCAAUCUUUUCCAACUACGGAGAACUCGUCGAUCUGUUCGCGCCUAGAGAGUACAUCCGCUCCACCUUACCCCAUAAUCUCACCGGACUCAUGUCUGGAACUUCGAUGGCAACUCCUCAUGUCUGCGGCGUUGGUGGACUUAUCAUGGCUACUGAAGGUCUUGCUCCUGAGAAAGUUUGUGACCGUCUCAAAGAGCUUGCCAAUCCAACUAUCCAGAACCCUGGAUUCAAUACCACCAACAAGCUUCUUUACAACGGCAGCGGGGCAUAA